CUGAAGGGGCAGCGGCAAUGCUGGCUCUGAGCUAACUCGGACAAUAUUUCAGGAGAAAAGUGUAAAGACAAAUUCAGUGGCGCUGGAGCAGAAGAUGACGCUUUGGUUAAAUGCAUUUCCGAAUCUACCUGGGCUUCGUUGUUGCUGGGAGUUGCCAUGUGACGCGAGGCGGGGUCGAUUAGGACAGGAUGAGCGGGCGAAGAUGUAGUUGGGACGAAACGAAGGCAGAGCGACUUCCCGGCUUCGUUGUGGGCUGGAACCUGCGCUGCCGCAGCCGCCGCCUCUGCUGCCCGUCGGCGCCCAAAGCGUCAGCUGCGAACUGCCUCCGGGGGGCUCCACGCCCACGCCCACGCCUGCGCUCGCGCUCGCGCCCUCGCUCACGCCCGCACCGCCCAGGACAUCACCGAAACCUGUCUACGCGAAACUUAGUCUUAAUGAUUGCUUUCUUCGUGAUUGUAAUAACUACUUGUGCAAGGAAGAAAUUAUGUGUGUCAACAUCAAUUUUUACGAGU
Molecule: messenger RNA, 512 nt
Organism: Gryllus bimaculatus (two-spotted cricket)
Lineage: Eukaryota; Metazoa; Arthropoda; Insecta; Orthoptera; Gryllidae
Source: the annotation of a GenBank genome assembly